AUUAUUAAUAACUUUUUAUAUUAUUAUUAAUAUCGGUAUAAUUCUAAUCGUUUGACCAACUUAAUUUAGUAUUAUUCAAAAUUAAUUCCCUCACCAUCUUCCCACUUUCCUUUCUUCAUCUUCUUCAUUAAUUAAUAAAACUUUCCAUUAUAAAAACAUAUCAGUUCCCAAAUCUCAAUACUCACAAAACAAAAAAAAAUUCUCUCUUCUUCUCUAAAUCUCUCAAAAAUCAUCUCUAAUUCUUAGUUCAAUCAAGUAUGGCAGGAACAAGUAAUUAUCCUCCUCAAACUCCGGCGCCUAUGCCAGUACCAAAUCCGGUAGCAAUUAUAAAUCCACAGUUCUGUGCACCGUAUCCCGUUGAUUUAAACGUUGUAAGGAAACUUAUGACUUGGUCUGAAGGUGCGUUCGGAGUUACCGAUGUCAAUGGAAACAUUGUUUUUAAGGUUAAAGGCAAGUUCUUCAGCCUCCGUGAUCGCCGGAUUUUGCUUGAUGCUGCCGGAAACUCUCUCGUCACUUUUCAACAAAAGAUGUUGAGUGCUCAUAGAAGAUGGCAAGUAUACAGAGGAGAAAGCACAGACUCAAAAGAUUUCCUUUUCAGUGUAAAAAAAUCUUCACUUCUUCAAUUCAAAACCAAAUUGGAUGUAUUCUUAGCGCACAACACAUCAGAAGACGUUUGUGAUUUCAGAAUUGAAGGCAGUUGGCUUGAAAGAUCAUGUGUUAUAUAUGCUGGAAAUUCGUCGUCUAUAAUUGCUCAAAUGCACAGGAAACACACUGCUCAAAGUAUACUACUUGGUAAAGACAAUUUUGGUGUCACUGUGUACCCAAACGUGGAUUACGCGUUCAUUGUUGCUCUCGUUGUGAUUCUUGAGGAGAUUAAUGAGGAUCGAUCAGGUUCAGAUUAAGAUAGUUAUCGCGAGCAUUGCCAGGUAGCUUGAUGUGUAUUUUGUUUUGAACCCCGCGUUUAUGGCUAUACUUUUGAGUCUAGUUGAUUGCCAGAUUUGGCUAAUGUUGUAUAAGUGUGUAAUGUUGGUUUGUUUGCAAGCUUGAGCUAUGAACACUGUUAUAGUAUACAAGUUUAUUUUGGUAGCUGUACUGAUGUUCCUUUUCUUCCUCUGUUUCAACUGCAUUUUGGUCGUGCCUCAGUGAUUUUGGUUUCACUGUGUGAACGGAACGUGGAUUACGCCAUUGUUGUUGCUCUGCUUGUGAUUCUGGAAGGAUUCAUCAGGUGAAAGAUCAAGAUUGUAAUCACGAGUCUUGCUAGUAAAUGAUGUAUAUCUUGUUUGAGCUUAGUGUUUUAGCUUUACUUGGGAGUGUUUGAUUGAAAUAUACGCCUAAUAUAGUAUAACUGUAUAAGCUAUAUUGGUCAUACUUUUCAAAAAAUGUUAACAAUACGAGAAUCCGAUAUGUGUGUAAUGCUAUAUUGUUUGGAAGCUUUCAGAUAGAUAAUUAUGAAUUUGAAUUUUAUUUUCUUUUUGCAA
Molecule: messenger RNA, 1478 nt
Organism: Solanum lycopersicum (tomato)
Lineage: Eukaryota; Viridiplantae; Streptophyta; Magnoliopsida; Solanales; Solanaceae
Product: protein LURP-one-related 10
Source: RefSeq, a predicted model, not a curated record